This is a messenger RNA of Lathyrus oleraceus (garden pea), 483 nucleotides long. RefSeq lists its product as uncharacterized. The record is from RefSeq and is a predicted model, not a curated record. The coding region runs from base 1 to 483 and encodes 160 amino acids. NCBI's taxonomy places the organism in Eukaryota, Viridiplantae, Streptophyta, Magnoliopsida, Fabales, Fabaceae. The transcript has a single exon. Gene Ontology annotation, molecular function: nucleic acid binding; RNA-DNA hybrid ribonuclease activity.
AUGUUGUUAUCAGAAUACAAUAUCCAAUACGUUGCACAAAAGGCCAUCAAAGAAAGCGUACUAGCAGACCAUCUUGCUCACCAGCCGGUAGAGGAUUACCAACCUUUGAAGUUCGACUUCCCAGAUGAGGACAUCAUGGUUGUCAAGGAUGUUGAAGCCUCUGAACUCGAGGAGGAACCUGAACCAAAUGAACACUGGAAUCUCAUGUUCGACGGCGCUUCAAAUGCAAUAGGUCAUGGAAUUGGAGCAGUAUUGAUGUCUCCCAAGAAUUUUCAUUUACCAUUCACUGCGAAGCUUUACUUUACCUGCACGAACAACAUGGCUGAGUAUGAAGCCUGCAUAUUGGAGCUAGAAGAAGCUAUUGAGUUAAAGAUUAAAGUACUUGAGGUAUUCGGAGACUCCACUCUAGUGAUACAUCAGAUCAUAGGUGAUUGGGAAAUGAGACAUGCUAAUUUAAUUCCAUACCGGGAUUAUAUGCUGUAG